Trichogramma pretiosum is the source of this 1057-nucleotide messenger RNA. RefSeq lists its product as uncharacterized. Gene Ontology annotation, molecular function: protein binding. The record is from RefSeq and is a predicted model, not a curated record. Lineage: Eukaryota; Metazoa; Arthropoda; Insecta; Hymenoptera; Trichogrammatidae. The transcript has 2 exons. Bases 53 to 700 code for a protein of 215 amino acids.
CUUUUUAAAUAAUCAGUGUUUGUGUGUCGUGUGUUGGUGUUCGAAAUAUACAAUGUCUUCGUCAAAUAGCGAGAGGUACACAGGUGAAGGCGAGGCAGUCGACAAAUACGUGGAGCAUCCAAAAUUAGAAAAAUUAAAGAGGUUACGGGAAUCUUGCCAUUGGAAGUUUGAAAACCAUGGAUACCAAUUUCUCAAUGAAUUAAAAUUAUUAAUAAGAGAUUGGAGGGAACAACUUCCAAAUCUGCACGAUAUUUUCACAAAGCAAGAGAUAGAUUGGAUUCUCAUGGCGAGCAUCAAGUGGUCUAGUCGGAGUGAGGAAAUCGUCGAGUUCGUCGCACGUGGCGGCUACAAAGACGAACCCGACUUAAGCAAAGACGGUAAGCCACUGCUGCAUCGCACCACACCAGUACACCAGAUAGACGAAUGCAACUCGAGGACUUCGAAAAGCGUAGUGUUGAGAAAAUUAUUUGAAAUAUACGACAAAUUCCACUUAAAUUAUACCGACGAGUUGGGCUACACGCACUUCCACGUGGCCUGCAAGUAUGGCCUCCACGACGUGGCGGAGAAAUUCCUCGAAUUCGGCCAGGAUCCCAAUUGCCUCAUACCAGAAACAGGCCAACAAGGACGGACGGACUACUUUGCACGGCAUCUGUCAAAGUCGCAACCAUGCUACUCACUCCGUGAUCUCGAUGCUACUUGAGAGCGUGGGAGAAGUCCAACGGCCGGCGCUGAUCAACGCCCAAGAUAAAGGAGGUGACACCCCAUUGCAUUUGGUUCUGAAAAACGGCAAUAAAGUACGGAAUGUCCGAGAGCUGCUGAGAAGAGGCGCCGAUCCGUGUUUGGCCAAUGCGGAAGGACAGACGCCUCUGCACGUCAUUUGUCAGAGAGACGAUAAUCGGGACUUGUUAGAGCAAUUCUUCCAGUUCAUCGGCGAGAUCGAGAAGACGGUGCAAAUCGAUGCCCAGGACAAUAAGGGCAACACACCGUUGCACUUGGCUAUUUUGUGUGCAGAUGCGGAGAUGAUCCUAUCGCUGCUGAGACAAGGCCCCAAUCUGAG